Molecule: messenger RNA, 838 nt
Organism: Diorhabda carinulata
Lineage: Eukaryota; Metazoa; Arthropoda; Insecta; Coleoptera; Chrysomelidae
Product: OCIA domain-containing protein 1-like
Exons: 2
Coding region: 66-809 (247 amino acids)
Cellular component (GO): endosome
Source: RefSeq, a predicted model, not a curated record
GUCAUUUUCGUAUAAAAGAAGAUUCAAUGUCAAAAUAUUUAACCUAAAACUUAUUCAAUAUCACAAUGAUAAACACAGAAACCGAAAAUCCCGAGAAUUAUAGGAGGCCUCCUAUUGACCCUAAUAAUAGAAAAAGAUACCAAUUCACCCCCGAUGAACUGAGAGUUUUGAAGGAAUGCAACAAAGAAAGUUUUUACCAAAGAUGUAUUCCUAUCAGUACUAUAUUAGGCGGUGUAGCAUAUUACGCAGUGAAAACGGGCUAUUUGAGAGGUAACCCACGAUUUGGGGCGACUCCAAAAGUUAUAGUAGGAGCAAUUGUGGGUUAUUUUAUUGGAAAAUUUUCAUACCAAUCAAAAUGUGCAGAAAAAUUGAUGCAGUUACCUCAUAGCCAAAUAGGGGAAAUGUUAAGACAGAAACGACGAGGAAAGGUCUCCGAGACUGCUGAUAGUGGGUUUGGUCCAGGGUUCUCCUUGGCUCCGUUUUCUGGAGUCAGCUCAGCAGACACAUAUAGUGAUGUGAAUCCCUUUAGUAGUCUGGAUUUGGAUACUACUAGACCUGAAACACCUGGAUUAGAUGACCAUUUUAGGCCUUCUAUGGAUAACCAAACUUUAGAAAUGUAUGAAGAAAUGCCCCCUGAACAAAAAAGGACUACAACUUAUGAAGAAUUAAGGAAGAAAAACAGGGAAGAAUAUGCACAGCAAAGAACAAGUAGUUUUAGAGAUCCUUUCAAUAAAUUGUCAGCAGAAGCUAAAUUUGAUAGGGAUUAUAAUGCCCCACAAGAAAAUAAGUAUGGUGAUAAAUUUGAAUGAUCUAUAUAUAAUUAAAGGUUUACCUUCAA